AUGGCUGACCCGCUGAGUCUUGUGGCCAGCGCUAUCGCCAUUAUCCAGGGUGGUGAAAAGCUGCGAAAGCUUGUUCGUAAGGCUCAGCAACUUAAUAAAGUACCCGUAGAAGUCGAGCUUCUUCUUCAAGAGAUCUCGGAAGCCAGGACAUCCUUCACCUCUCUCCAAUCUACCGUCAUUGCGGCUGCCCAAGGUGCCAGACCCAUCAAUUUUGAGGCAUUACGGAGCCUGCUUCAUCAAUAUGCUUCUCUCCUUGACUCUAUGGAGCUGCUGGUGGACAAGUAUCUUCUCAAAUCGCCCAAGCAAGAUGCUGAGGGGGGAGAUGAAAGGGCAGGAAUGGGGAGGUCUGUUGUGAGGCUGGGAUGGGUUCGGAAAAAGACAAAGGUGCAUGAGAUGCAAGACAAGCUUCGGAAUGUCCGCUUUCUGAUCGUUGAUACUACAUACCGCAGAGAGCGAAAACUACGCGUCAGCGGCUCUAGGGGUAGUUACUACCGCAUCCAAGCCAAACGAGUUACCACUGGCCAAGACAGAGGAAACCCAGACAAUAGCAGAGGGAAUGACAAAGGUGAAUCAUCAGAAUCUUCCUCUUGGGCCUAUACCAUCGACUUUCAUGUGCGGCCCAUGCAAGUGUGCCUGCCGCAGCACAUGGACACUGCUGUUAACGACAUGGAAGAAUCUCGGUGGCACAGUAGCCAUGCGAUCUCGUGGAUCCCUUUCCAACACAAGGACUGCGACGUCUCGUCUUGCAAACGCAGAUCACAACCCAUGAUUAGCGGCGCAUUUCACCUCCCACACUGGAUCGCCUCCCGCGCGAUCAUACUCACCCUCAUCAACGGACCCUCCAUAUCCGUCUCGCUGACAGUCGCACACAUUGUCCCCCCCGACUCGGACAUCUUCCGCUACAUCCAGACGGGCAACUGCUCUCGUCUGCAAACCCUGCUCCUCAAAGGCCAAGCUUCUCCCGCAGACAUGAUCGAGUCUCUGUACGGGACCCUCGACGCCCUCCUUUUCGCCCUCAACUGCAACCAAUACGAGAUUUGCCAGCUCCUCCUCUCCUGGGGUGCCGACCCCAUGCUGAAAACAGCACCAAGCUGA
This is a messenger RNA of Podospora anserina S mat+, 1095 nucleotides long. RefSeq lists its product as uncharacterized. The coding region runs from base 1 to 1095 and encodes 364 amino acids. The record is from RefSeq and is a predicted model, not a curated record. Lineage: Eukaryota; Fungi; Ascomycota; Sordariomycetes; Sordariales; Podosporaceae. The transcript is spliced from 2 exons.